AUGAAGAGUUCUUACAUAAACAGUCAUGUCAUUUUGGCCCUAUGCAUAAUGUAUUUGGGUGUUUGGUGCUUUGGAGAACCAGAUUACAACGAUGUAGCUCCUAUGGAGGAAGUUGAAAAAACAGCUCUAUACUCUGCUAUUCAAGGCUUUGUAGGUCAUUGGUGGAAUGGCUCGGAUCUCUAUCCAGAUCCUUGUGGGUGGACUCCUAUUCAGGGAGUCUCUUGUGAUCUCUUUGAUGGGCUUUGGUAUGUCACUGCCUUAAGCAUUGGACCUAUUCAAGACAACUCUCUUGAUUGUGCUCCGAAUGUUGAGUUUAGACCACAAUUGUUUGAGCUUAAGCACCUAAAGUCUCUAAAUUUCUUCAAAUGCUUUGUGUCUCCCCACAAACAUCCAGUCACUAUCCCUGGAAAAAACUGGGAAAAACUUGCAGGCAACUUGGAAACGUUAGAGUUUCGAUCAAACGCUGGUCUCAUCGGAAAAGUUCCAACAAGCUUUGGUAGCCUAAUUAGGCUCCAGUCUUUAGUACUACUAGAAAAUGGCUUGGUUGGUGAACUGCCAACAAAUGUUGGGAACUUAACCAAGUUGAAGAGGCUAGUCCUUGCUGCAAACUGGUUUUAUGGGAGGAUUCCAGAUAAUUUUGGUGGGUUAAAUGAGCUCUUAAUCUUGGAUUUAAGUAGGAAUUUGCUAUCUGGAUCUUUGCCUUUGACUUUCGGGGGUCUGACUUCACUCCUAAAGCUUGAUUUGAGCAACAAUCAGCUUGAAGGGAACCUGCCAACGGUGAUGGGUUACUUAAAGAAUUUGACACUUUUGGACCUGAGGAAGAACAGGUUUUCUGGUGGAUUGACUAAGUCACUUCAAGAGAUGUAUUCUUUAGAAGAAAUGGCCUUGUCUGACAACCCAAUUGGAGGAGACCUUCAGGGCCUAGAGUGGCAUAGCCUACAGAACUUGGUGGUCUUAGACCUCUCCAACAUGGGCUUGGCAGGUGAGAUUCCAGAGUCCAUUACUGAAUUGAAGAGGUUGAGAUUUUUAGGUCUUAGUGGCAACAAGCUCACAGGGAAUCUCUCCCCUAAGCUAGCGACUUUGCCUUGUGUUAGUGCACUCUACCUAAAUGGAAACAAUCUGACUGGAGAGCUUAAGUUUUCUGAAUGGUUUUACGGGAAGAUGGGUAGGCGUUUUGGGGCUUGGAAUAAUCCAAAUCUGUGUUACCCAGCUGGGUUAAUGCCAACAGGCCAUGCUCCAUAUGGGGUAAAACCAUGCCAGCAAGAGGUCACAUCGCUUGAAGCUAAUACAAAUUCCAAGUUAGGCGAAGGCAAUUUCGAUCAAAAUUCCCAUUUCAUGGUCUCUUCGGGAUUCUCAAUCAACAUUAUUGAUGGGUUUCGGUGGGUUUUUCUAGUACAGGUAUUUAUGAUGAUUCAGCUCUUCAAUUGUUUCCUAGAAAGCAACCUUUAA
This is a messenger RNA of Dovyalis caffra, 1449 nucleotides long. Lineage: Eukaryota; Viridiplantae; Streptophyta; Magnoliopsida; Malpighiales; Salicaceae. The record is from the annotation of a GenBank genome assembly.